Molecule: messenger RNA, 3713 nt
Organism: Clupea harengus (Atlantic herring)
Lineage: Eukaryota; Metazoa; Chordata; Actinopteri; Clupeiformes; Clupeidae
Product: phosphatidylinositol-3,5-bisphosphate 3-phosphatase MTMR3
Biological process (GO): phosphatidylinositol dephosphorylation; regulation of autophagy
Cellular component (GO): membrane; cytoplasm
Molecular function (GO): protein phosphatase binding; metal ion binding; phosphatidylinositol-3-phosphate phosphatase activity
Source: RefSeq, a predicted model, not a curated record
GUUCUCCGUGUGACCCCUCCUGCCUGAGUUUCGGGAUCCGUGUUCUCUGCCAGCCUCGAGCUCCCUGCAACACAAAGGGCUGGUGUUCUCACGAGUGUGACCCCUCUCUCCACCACGGGAGCCAUGGAUGAGGAGGACCAGCAGAGUCCAGAGGCAGGCAGGGCCAGCCUGCCCCUCUCCAGGAAGACCCCUGUGCUGGAGGAAGACAACCUGCAGGUCCCCUUCUCGGAGCUUCAUGAGGAGUGUGUGGAGUAUGUGGGCAGAGCGGAGGUUGCCAUCAUCGCCAUGUCCAGCUACCGGCUGCACAUCAAGUUCAAAGAGAGUGUCAUCAAUGUUCCCCUGCAGCUGAUCGAGAGCGUGGAGUGCCGGGACAUGUUCCAGCUGCAGGUCAUCUGCAAGGACUGCAAGGUCAUCAGGUGUCAGUUUGCACAGGCGGAGCAGUGCCAGGAGUGGGUCAAGCGUCUGGGGGCCGUGGCUCGCCCGCCGCCGCGGCUGGACCAGCUCUUCGCCUUCUCUUUCCACGCUCACACGGAGGAGCAGCAGCAGCCUCACAGUGACAUCUGCAGAGCAGGUGACCAUGUGACGUCUCGCUUCAAGAACGAGGUGGAGCGCAUGGGAUUUGAAACGCACGGCACAUGGAGGAUAUCUGAAAUCAACCGCGGCUUCAGGCUCUGCUCCAGCUACCCGGAGCUCCUUCUGGUGCCAGCGUGGGUCACCGACAAGGAGCUGGAGAAUGUGGCUGCCUUCCGCUCCUGGAAGAGGUUCCCUGUGGUGGUAUACAGGCACCAGAGCACGGGCGCUGUGAUUGGUCGGUGCGGGCAGCCGGAGGUGAGCUGGUGGGGGUGGCGGAACGCGGAGGAUGAGCAGCUGGUGCAGGCCAUCGCCAAGGCCUGUUCCUCCAAUGGCAACGCGCUCACCCCGCUUAGCAACGGCUCCUGCGGUCACGCACACACCAACAUCACAAAUGGCAAUGCAGAUACCGUUGUUGCCAAUGGUGAUGUGGAGGCGGAGGCGGAGCCAGCAGCCACCCCUCCAGAGAAGCUGCUGAUAUUGGACGCCAGGUCAUACGCUGCGGCAGUAGCCAAUCGGGCGAAAGGAGGUGGCUGCGAGUGUCCAGAGUAUUACCCCAACUGUGAGGUGGUGUUCAUGGGCAUGGCCAACAUCCACUCCAUCAGGAAGAGCUUCCAGUGCCUGCGUUCGCUCUGUGCCCAGGUGCCUGACCCAGCCAACUGGCUGUCUGCUCUGGAGAGCACUAAAUGGCUGCAGCACUUGUCUCUGCUGCUGAAGGCGGCGCUGUUGGUGGUGAACGCGGUGGACCGUGACCGCAGGCCCGUGCUGGUGCACUGCUCCGACGGCUGGGACCGCACGCCCCAGAUCGUGGCGCUGUCCAAACUCCUGCUGGAUCCCUUUUACCGCACCGUAGAGGGCUUCCAGGUGCUGGUGGAGACGGAGUGGCUGGACUUCGGCCACAAGUUCGGCGACCGCUGCGGCCACGGCGAGAAGGCGGACGACGUGAACGAGCGCUGCCCCGUCUUUCUGCAGUGGUUGGACUGCGUGCACCAGCUGCAUAGGCAGUUCCCCUGCUCCUUCCAGUUCAACGAGGCCUUCCUGGUGAAGUUGGCGCAGCACGUGUACUCCUGUCUGUUUGGGACGUUCCUGUGCAACAGUGGGAAGGAGCGGGAGGAGAACUGUGUGCAGCAGAGGACCUGCUCCGUGUGGUCACUGCUGCGCCCCACGCACCGAGCCUUCCGGAACAUUCUCUACUCACCACACUCCGAGACGGUGCUGCAUCCAGUAUGCCACGUGCGCAACCUGAUGCUGUGGAGCGGCGUCUACCUGGCCAGCUCCUCCCCCUCCACACCCUGCGAGGAGUCAUGUGCUCCUUACCCCGCCCACAAAGCGUCCUCUGAGGACACGCCCAACGGCAGGCUUCCGAAGACGCGUUCUGUUGAUGACCUGACAUUAGCCUGUGAGGGAGGACCUCCACCUAGCCGUCGCUCCAGCGACCCCAACCUCCGGGCCCUGGAGGUUGCUAUGGCAACAUCGCCAGAUGAUGCUGAGAGUAUGAACGGUCUGGACCACGAGGCCAGUCCCAGCCCAGAGCAGCAGGACUCUGAGACGGGACUGGAGGAGAGGUUAGAUGGAGAGGAGCCGAGUGACCGGGCAGAGACGAGCGACGAGCCAAUCGACGACGAGACUGAGGAGGCGGGGACAUCCCAGGAGGCGGGCCUGUCCAUGGCGGAGGGCGUGGUCGCAGCUCAGAUGGAGCACAUCCUACAGGAAGCCCGGGAAGAGGGCGGGGCUUUGUCCAGCGCCCCUCUCUCCGAGGACAUCAGUGAAGACAUCACUCCCUCCACCCUCUCCACACCCUCUCCUUCCGAGGUGUCCUCCGCAGUGCCUGCACAGGGUCCUCAGGACCCCAUCACCCAACUCUGCGAGGAGAUGGUCGAGCAGGCUCUAGAGUUCGCCAAUAGUGAGCCAACCAACACCAUGCCCUUGCCCGCCGGUCACAUAAUUAAUGGCCACUGCAACGGCCAAUCAGAGGAGGACGGUGAACCCCCGUCCGCAAACCCUUGUGCUGGGCACCCUGAGGAGCAGAGCCCCCUUGAGACAGAGGAAGAAGCUCCAGCACACCCCCACACUCCCCCUCAAGAGCCCCAAACACAGCCCGCCUUCCCGGUCUGCCCUGCACUGCCGGAGCCACCCCGGACUCUCAAUGGCCUCCACUUGCCUUCCCACGGUGCCUUGCAUCCCCUCUCCCCCUCCCCUGCUGUGUGCAACGGGGAGACCCACCCCACGCCCAAUGGCUCCCGCCGGCCCCUCAGCAGGCAGACGUCAGGAACCUCCCCGUGCGGCCUCCUUCCCCCCUGCAGGGCCUCGGGGGUCGUACCUCGCGGAGCUGGGGCUGCGGCUCCCCCUGCUGGACACAUGGAGGAGGACGGGCUGAGCGUGCACAGCGACGCGGUGCAGGUGCGUCUGCAGCAGAUGGAGGCAGGCCACCAGCAGCAGGUGGAGAACCUCAAGUGGCAGGUGCAGCAACUGUGGAGCCGGCUACGAGUCAACGGAGAGCUGCCCGCUGAGCUGACGUCUCUCCCAGACGGUGAGAAUAAUCUGGAGCCGGUGUGUCUGUCACGCUGCAGCACGGAGUUCUUCUCCGAGGGCAGCUGGGAGCAGGUGGAGCAGAGGGAACCGGAGGUCACCAGGUGGUAUCCAGAUCACUUAGCAACACACUGCUAUGGAUGCGAGACCAAGUUCUGGCUGGCGGCUAGGAAACACCACUGCAGUGCCAGAGAGCCUGUUGAAGAAGCCUGGAACUGUGGGAAUGUGUUCUGCGCUAGCUGCUGUGACCAGAAGGUGGCGGUGCCGAGCCAGAACCUGUUUAUUCCCAACCGCGUGUGCAAGGCCUGCUACGGACACAUGCGUCUGACUUCAGUGCCCCCCGCCGUGCCCCCUGCCGACCUGGAGCUGGAGAAGCCAAUCACAGCCAGCUCUAACUAAAGAAGCCCCCCCCCCUCCCCCCGACAGAAUCAGCCAAUCACAGAUCGAGUUAACUCCGACUAAACCUUCCCCAGAGCUUGGCCAGUUACGGCCAGCUUCAACAGCAGAUUUCAGCCAGUCAAAGACAGUUUUGACAAACCCACCCAACAACUUGGCUUAUACCCCCCUCCGUGGUCAGUCUUCACCCCCUGGACAGAGAAGACUGCCACAGCCCC